AUGCUGGGAACAGGGGGCUGUGUUGCCGUUCUCGUGGUGUCUCUUCUGAUUCUACAGUUUCUGAAGAUGCAGUGGGCCAGCCGGAAACUUCCACCAGGACCAAUUCCCUUCCCCAUUCUUGGCACUCUGUGGUGUUUUGGCUUUGAGUGGCAUCAGGGAUCUCUCUCAAAGUUCUCAAAAGUGUACGGGAAAACCUUCACCAUAUGGAUUGGACAUAUGCCAAUGGUUGUACUGAAUGGCUACCAUGCAGUCAGAGAUGUGCUCAUCAACCAUUCCAAAGAGACCUCUUGGCGAAUUGUCACCCCUUUUGUCAGAGACACAAUGCACGGGAAGGGAAUCCUGUUCUCAAGUGGUCACACCUGGAAGCAGCAGAGACGGUUUGGAAUGAUGACUCUGCGGACGCUGGGCAUGGGGAAGAAAGGCUUAGAGUACCGAGUGCAAGAGGAGGCCAGCUACUUGGUGGAGCUCUUUGCAAACACGAAAGGGAAACCCAUGGACCCUUCUUCCUUCCUAUUCUACUCUGUAUCCAGUGUGAUCUCCAGGGUAGUUUUUGGACACAAUUUCUCCAUUCAAGAUGAAAUAUUUCACAAACUGAUAGAAUGCAUCGAGUACGAGGGACAUUUUUUCCUCUCCUCGUUUCAUUUGUUGUAUGAACUGUGUCCAUGGCUUAUGCGCUACCUCCCAGGACCUCACCAGAAGGCUUUUUCAUGCUUGGAAUUUAUCCAUUCAUUUUCAAGAAAAGAGAUCCAAAAUCACAAGGAGAAGAAAAAGCUGGAUGAUUCAUGGGAUUUCAUUGACUUCUAUCUAGAGGAGAUAGAAAAAAACAAAGGUGACCCUUCAUCUACCUUUGAUGAAGACAACUUGCUUCAUGUCAUUUACGACCUCUUCACAGCAGGGACAGAUACCAUAGUGUCUACCUUGCGCUGGGUAUUUCUCUGUAUGGUGGUUCAUCCGGAUGUCCAAGAGAAAGUUCAGAAGGAGAUUGAUGCUGUUCUGACACCAUCCCAAUGCAUUUCCUACGAGGAUCAGAAGAGCAUGCCCUACACCAGUGCAGUCAUUUAUGAAAUCCUACGCUUCAACUUUGUUCUCUUAGCUGGGACUUUCAGACAAUGUGGAAGUGAUACAACUUUGCUAGGUUUUCCCAUUAAAAAGGGCACUAUAAUCAUUGUUGAUAUUGCUUCAGCUCUUAAUGACCCCGAACAGUGGGAGACGCCUCAGCAGUUCAACCCCAAUCACUUCUUGGAUAAGGAUGGGAAUUUCUUCAUCAGAGAAGCCUUCAUUCCAUUUUCAGCAGGUCCGCGACUAUGUCUGGGAGAGAAACUGGCCAAGACGGAGCUCUUCCUCUUCAUCACGAACGUGCUGCGAGCAUUCACGUUGCAGCUGCCAGAAGGAAUGACAGAAGUCAACACAAGGCCUGUAGAAGGAAGGUUUGCCGUGCAGGCUCAUCCGUAUGUCAUUUGUGCUGUUCCUCGUAAGACCAUAGCAGCAUGAAGUAAGGAAGGACCUUUGCUGAAAAAGGGCAGGACCAGAGGGUUAGCACUAGCUGGGAUUUUUAAACAGACCGCACUUAGCCAAACACACAUGCAAACUCAUCUGGGAAGGAAGCAGCAGUCAUUCCCAGAACACCUAAAGUGCAGGCAGGCACAGGCAUGUCUAAGAUCCACACAACCCUUUUAGGAGAAUCAAGUGCUCCUGCCCUCUUGGGUGUGCCUGAACCAUCACAGGAUGCUGACCUGUGUUUAAGAA
Hemicordylus capensis (graceful crag lizard) is the source of this 1746-nucleotide messenger RNA. Its product is annotated as cytochrome P450 2J2-like. Lineage: Eukaryota; Metazoa; Chordata; Lepidosauria; Squamata; Cordylidae. The coding region runs from base 1 to 1491 and encodes 496 amino acids. The transcript has 9 exons. Gene Ontology annotation, biological process: xenobiotic metabolic process; arachidonate metabolic process. The record is from RefSeq and is a predicted model, not a curated record. Gene Ontology annotation, molecular function: iron ion binding; oxidoreductase activity, acting on paired donors, with incorporation or reduction of molecular oxygen, reduced flavin or flavoprotein as one donor, and incorporation of one atom of oxygen; heme binding. Gene Ontology annotation, cellular component: cytoplasm; intracellular membrane-bounded organelle.